ACACAUCAGUCAGCAAAGGUGAGAGUGCAGCAGAUCAUCACCUGACAUGGCAACUAAAAUCAUUUAUUUUACAGUGAAUGGUAGACCAGAACAAACAGAAUUUCCUAUCGACUGCCCUGCACAAGAUGUCAAGGACCUUUUCCGGGCCGCGGCUGAGGCGGGACCUCAUGACAUCAUAAAACUCUAUAAUACUAAAGGCAAUAUCAUUAACAUCUCCCCUCAGCUGGCCCCCAACAGCCCUCGCUCAUGCUAUAAACUGAAAGUGGUGGCUGCAGACUGCAACAGUGCAGAGCUGGUUGUUGAUCUGGGAUUCGACCUCUCAUCUAUGGAGAAAAGAUUACAGAGUCUGGAGAAAAGAAUCCUUACUGAAGCAGUAGAGACUCCUGCCAUUGUUUAUGAGAUGAAGAGACAGGUGGAAUCAUUCAGAGAAAAGCUGGAGAGUGUUGAGCACCUGAGCUGGUUGGGGUUGUUCAAAAACAUGUCUGAAGGCACUCACAAGCCCUCGCCUUUCUACCAUAAAAGAACUCUACGCAAGGCCCGUGAGGAGUGUGAGCACGUCAGGGAACAAUUCAUCCAAAUGAGUUCUCUUGAAGUUUCUGAAGAGGUGAGACAGUAUCUUAAAAAACCAACUUUUGAUAACUGGCAAUGGGAAGAUGCUGAGAUAAUGGUGCUGCUUCAGGUGAUGUACACAGACCUGGAUUUCAUCUCCGCCUUCAAUAUUGAGCUGGAUGUACUGCAACAGUUCCUUUAUGAGGUGUAUAGACGCUACAACAACAUCCCUUUCCACAACUUCAAGCACUGCUUCUGCGUCACUCAGAUGAUGUAUGGUCUGAUAUGGCUAACAGAUCUCAGGAGUAAAAUUGACAGUAUUGACCUUCUCAUCUUGCUGACCUCAGCUGUCUGUCACGAUCUGGAUCACACAGGCUAUAACAAUGCCUACCAGAUUAAUGCACGCACUGAACUUGCCUUGAGAUAUAAUGACAUCUCCCCAUUGGAAAAUCACCACUGUGCUGUAGCCUUUGAAAUCCUUGAAAAGACUGAAAGUAACAUUUUCCGAAACCUGUCAAUGGAGCAAUUCAAAAGAAUAAGAGAGGGCAUCAUUAAGUGCAUUCUCGCUACUGAUAUGACCAGACAUACUGAGAUCCUCAACAAAUUCAAAACUAUUCUACCUGUGUUUGACUUCAGCAACAAAGAUCACAGAGACGUGUUGAUGAUGAUUAUGAUUAAAGUAAGUGACAUCUCCAACGAGGCCAGACCUAUGGACGUGGCAGAACCAUGGCUGGACUGUCUGCUACAGGAGUUCUUCAACCAGAGUGACACGGAGAAGUUAGAGGGUCUCCCUGUUACCCCAUUCAUGGAUCGAGAUAAAGUGACCAAACCUUCUUCUCAGACUGGCUUCAUCCGCUUUGUUCUCUUUCCUCUCUUUGUUGAACUAGCCAAUCUAUUCCCAAGUCUUGAGCAACACAUCAUUGACCCAGUACGGAAAGCCCUGGACUAUUACACAGAAAUGGAGAAAGCUCUAGAGAGAGAGAAACAGAACCGGGUCCAGAGUGAAAAGACGAUCAAGCCCAGUACCUCACAAGAGCCGGAAGCUCAUUCAGAGCCCAACGGAGCAACAAAACCCCUGUAAUCUGUCAUCAGACUUUGUUUGAACUUAAAGAUAAGAUUGAAUUUAAAAGAGCAAUGGCAUAGAGAGUGUUGCUAUUAAAAGUAAAUGAUGAAUAAAUUCUUAAAGGCUUAAAAUGCAUGUAUGCUUCAUAUUUUAUAUUUAAAUAGAGGGUUGAAUGAUUUCAGUCAUCACACGUUAAAAGCAUUAUCCACUUUAUCACAAAAUGUAUUGUGAAUGUUCUAAAGAUCAUAUUUUGUAGAAAAGAUUUUAAAGUAUUGGGCUAAUAUUGAACUGUAAUUGGAUCUCGAAGCAGUGAAGAAUCUUAAAUGUUUCCUCUUCAUUGUAUAUCAAAACUUUUAUCUUUAAAGUUUCGUUUUUUCAUGCUUUAAUAACUGUAAUAAAA
Messenger RNA from Triplophysa rosa, 2012 nucleotides. Its product is annotated as high affinity cGMP-specific 3',5'-cyclic phosphodiesterase 9A. Lineage: Eukaryota; Metazoa; Chordata; Actinopteri; Cypriniformes; Nemacheilidae. Gene Ontology annotation, biological process: cGMP catabolic process. The transcript is spliced from 14 exons. Gene Ontology annotation, molecular function: 3',5'-cyclic-GMP phosphodiesterase activity. The record is from RefSeq and is a predicted model, not a curated record. Bases 47 to 1630 code for a protein of 527 amino acids.